AUGUGGGUGCGCACAGCGCUGCUGUCGCUCCUCACUCUCGCCCAUCUGGGCACAGCAUCACCAUACCGGGAGGAUAUUGCGGACUACAACAUUAACCAGAACAAAACUGCCACAAACGUCUUGGAUUAUUACUAUCCCAAGCGCGAUAGCUACACGGCCUCGCCCUCGAACUGGCGCGCUUUCCCCUUCUACACCAUUCUCCUCGACAAGUUCGCCGAUGGAGACCCCACAAACAACGACUUCUUCAAAUCCGUGUACGAGUGGGACUGGCGGGAAACGCAACUGCGCGCGGGCGGUGAUCUUGCGGGUAUGGUAAAUAGGCUGGACUAUCUCCAGGGCAUGGGUAUAUGGGAGGCCGACAGUUAUUCGCCCCUCGACCUCUCCGUUGUCGACCCCCAUUUCGGCUCGGUCGCGACUUGGCAGAAUGCUAUCGACGAGAUUCACAAACGGAACAUGUACAUUAUCUGGACUUCACCGGUGCGCUUUCGGUGUCCAUCCGAUUGGCAGCGUCAGCUCUCGAAGUUCGCGUCCGUGCAAGAUCGUCUGCGAGAGUGGAAUCCCGAUGUCAUGGCGAAGCUCACCACCUUCUCCUGCAUGGCAAUCCAAGCUCUGGACUUUGACGGCAUCCGUAUAGACAAGUCUACCCAGAUGACAGUCGAUGGUUUGGUCCAGUGGACAUCGACGACGAGGAGCUGCGCAGCGGCCCUUGGCAAGGACAACUUCCUCAUUGUGGGCGAAGUGACGGGUGGUGACUACUUCGGAGCGCUCUAUUACGGUCGUGGUCGUACACCCACUGAACGGCCGGAAUACGAUGUCGCGGCCAACAUGACCGAGUCGCAAAAUCAGUACUUCCUACGUGAGCAGGGUCAAGAGGGUCUCGAUGGCGCCGCCUUCCAGUACUCCAUCUACCGCGGCCUGACCCGCUUCCUUGGUAUGGACGGUGAUCUAGAGGACGCUUACGAUGUCUCCAAGGACUUCGUGACUGCGUGGGAUGAGCUUUUCGUCGACGACGACAUGGUCAACCCGGGCAGCCAUAACGUGGAUCCUCGCCAUCUGUAUGGGACGAGCAACUUCGAUGUAUUCCGGUGGCCGAGUAUAGAAAACGGGACGGAGCGCAGUGUCUUGGCGACGUUCAUCACUACACUACUGAUGCCUGGUGUACCACUGGCAAUGUUCAGCAACACCGCAUGGAAGCGUCAUGGAUGUUACACUCUAGGAUCAUCACAGUACUACUACCUUCCGAUGGGUCGCUCUUUGCUUGGCUGCAAGGACGACUGGAACGCGCUUGACCACUUCGACCCGACUGCUGACACACGCCGACUCUUCUCGCAGUACCUCCACCUCCGGACGCAAUUCCCCGCACUGCAGGAUGGUUGGGAUCUCACUACCUUGCGGAACUGGACGUACUCCAUUGAGCGCCCGGGAUCCAACGGCACCUCGACCCAGAUGGGCUUGUGGUCCGUUUCGCGGAGUCUGCUUGAGGACUAUCAAACGACAGCCGGGAACACGUCAGAGAAGGUCUGGAUGUUCUACACGAACCAGAAUGCGACCACGUCGUGGGGGUUCGACUGCACGAGUGACCAGUACAUCAAGAGCCCCUAUCAGGGCGGAAACUCGGUUCGCAACCUCUUCUACCCGUACGAGAUCGUCCCGCUCCAGGAUUCAGCGGAGGCUUUCUAUAACGAUAGCAAGGCGCCGUACUUCGGAUGCUUCCCGAACAUGACCUUACCGCCGUUCGGGUUCAAGGCGUACGUGCUGGAGGCAGAUUGGGUGUCGCCUCCGCCCGCGCUCACGAAGUUCACGCCUGGGCACGACGCGCGGCUGCCGUCGAACUCGAGCUCCAUUCCGAUCACCCUCGAGUUCAAUGUGGAGAUGAGCUGUACCAGCGUGACGAACUCCAUCUCACUGAACAUGUCGAGUUCUGGAACUGGUGCGACGCCGACCCUUGGCUCGGCUACCUGCGGCUCGGUCACUGGGACGCCUCCUGACGAGGUCUAUGGAGUAUCUGUCUCUACAUGGUCAUGGUCGGCAACGCUGGAGAACGUCCCUGACGGUGUGUUGGAAAUCAUCAUAAAGAACCCGACCACGAACGACGGCACUGCGUCGACCAACGCUACGGAUCACCUACUGAUCCGCAAGGGCGCAGCGGAUAACAUCGUCGUGUGGGAUAAUGCGAGCUACGACGCCGGCGCCAUACAGUACAGUGACGGUCAAUACACAUUUACCCACAAGGCAUACGGCGCGGACAUGUUCCGGUAUUCCACCAACUUCGCGCAGAACUGGACUGACUGGCAGUCCGGCAGUGACAACUGGUGGGAGGGGCAGCACGUCAUAGUCCAAUAUUGGUGCUACCUCGCGCAGACGUCGAGCAUGGUCGUGCAUUCGGAUCUGAACUACGACAAACAACGUCGUGUUCCCCAGUUCCUCGUCCGUGGUGCAUACAACGAGUGGGGGUACGAUCUUGGCAUGCCUUACCGCAUGUCUCAGGCGGACGACAACUACUGGCACAUCAAGAUCGCCGAUAGCUGGCCUACCUAUGUGCAGCUCAACGUACGUCGACGGGAUGGUGUCAUGGACCGUCUCCCGCCGAACACGCUGUCAGCCAACUAUCUGAACAUGUCCAAGCCUCCGCACCCCUACGUCGCAUGGGAUCUGAUAGUGGAUGACUCUACGCUGACCUGGUGGCUCGAGCCUAUCGGCGAGUCCUCUGUCGGAGCUAUCACGUUCGCGCUCUUCUGCCAUUCCUUUCGCGACUGCUCACUCGCUGUCGGCGUCUUCAUCUGGUCGUUCUACGGCAUCAAGUACAACAAGUGGGGUGUCAAGCCGCACAAGGACCACAGCAACUACUUCCCCAUCCUCGGCGCCCUGGGCCACAAGUCGUCCGAAAAGGUAGAAGAUGUUUGGUCACAAGCAGACGAUCUCAUCGGUUGGCCUGAAGUGAAGGACAAACGCCGCAAAGUGCUGAUCGCCACGCUCGAAUACGAAAUCAUCGAUUGGAAGCUGAAGGUCAAGAUUGGUGGUCUCGGUGUCAUGUCGAGUCUUAUGGGGAAGGCGAUGUCCGACGUCGGAGACCUCGAGUAUCCCCAAGGCGAACCCGCGGAACCUAUCGAGGUCAUCAUCUUCGGCGAGCCGUACCUAAUCGAGGUUGAGACUCACGUCGUCGACAAUAUCACAUACGUCAUCCUCGACAGCCCUGUCUUCCGCGCUCAGACGAAGGCUGACCCGUAUCCUGCUCGCAUGGACGAUCUCAGCUCCGCCAUCUUCUACUCGACUUGGAACCAAGCGAUUGCUGCCACCGUGCAUCGCAUCCCUGACAUCGACAUCUACCACAUCAACGACUACCACGGUGCUCUUGCUGCUAUCUACCUCCUGCCGAAGGUGCUCCCCGUAUGUCUCUCACUGCACAACGCGGAGUUCCAGGGUCUCUGGCCGCUUCGCACGAAGGAAGAGAUGAAGGAGGUUUGCUCCGCGUUCAACAUCAGCAAGGAGCAUUGCACGAAAUACGUUCAGUUCGGUAAUACGUUCAACUUGCUCCACGCAGCAGCUUCCUUCGUCAGCGCCCAUCAAAAGUCGAUUGGUGUCGCCGGUGUGUCUGACAAGUACGGCAAGCGGAGUUGGGCUCGGUAUCCCGCUCUUUGGACGCUCAAGCACGUCGACUCGCUGCCUAACCCGGAUCCGACGGAUAUCGCCGCGCUGGACGAGAACCCUGUGAACGUCCGUGACAUCCAGAUUGACGACGUUGCGGAAGCGCAACGGCCAGAACACAAGAGGCAAGCGCAAGAGUGGGCCGGUAUCAAGCAAGACCCGAACGCCGCUCUGUUCGUGUUCGUGGGUCGGUGGUCGAAACAAAAGGGUGUGGAUCUGAUCGCGGACGUUAUGCCUUCCCUACUCGACAAGCGUCCUGAGAUUCAACUGAUCUGUGUCGGACCCGUCAUUGAUCUUUACGGUCGAUUUGCUGCUGAGAAGUUGGCGCGCUUGAUGGAGCUCUACCCUGACCGCGUUUUCUCAAAGCCAGAAUUCACUGCGCUCCCGCCAUACCUCUUCAGCGGUGCUGACUUCGCACUGAUCCCCUCGCGUGAUGAGCCAUUCGGUCUCGUCGCAGUCGAGUUCGGUCGAAAGGGUGCUUUGGGUGUUGGUAGUCGUCUCGGCGGUCUCGGACUCAUGCCUGGUUGGUGGUUCCCUGUGGAGUCGAUGUCCACAGAGCAUAUGAUGUCGCAACUGACGAAGACCAUCAAAAUGGCCUUGAAGUCGACAGAAGAGGAGCGGGCGAUGCUGCGCGCAAGAUCUGCAGUGCAGCGCUUCCCAGUGGUUGAAUGGCGGCAGCGUAUGGAAGACUUCCACAAACGCAGCAUCACGACCAGUCGUAGGAUAGCUGGUCACAACGCGUGGCGACCUUCAGACGCGGAAAAUACUCAGUUCAGUGGGCACUACGCAAUCGCGGAGACCGAAGAUUGGAAUCCGGAGCAUCAAGCCUACCCUUCGCAGCCAGACUGGGAUAGCCGCAGUAUGAGCGAUAGUCCUGCACUACCGUCCUCCCCUGGCUCGCCAGGACAGUGGAGCCAGGAUACCCUGACCCCAGGCGGCGAUCCUCACCUAGUCGCCCCGCGAUUCCUUGGGGAAUCCCGUAGAGGCUCGUAUAGGUCCGAUAUCUCAGCCUCGGACAGCGACCACGGUUCUCUUGAGAGAGGAUCAAGACAAGAUUAUGGAGACUUCCUUGAGCGGGCAAAUCGUACAAUUGCUCGCGAUCGGAAGCACAUGCCUGAUCCUUUCCUCGAAGCCGCUCCAAGCAGGCCGUUCACAGUCCAUUCAAGAGUGUCGUCAGUGGAGUCGAUCUCGUCCAUUGUUGAUGAGAAGCAGCAUUCGCCAUUGAACAAAGCGAUUGCAUCCUUCACCGACGCCGACGGUGGUGUUGCGCAAGAAUUCGUGCAGAAGCUGCAAGGCUUGAACGCCCAUAACUCCAAGCACGAGCUCUCGAUUGAGAAGUACCUAACAAAGAGCGAGGAGAAGUUCUUCGACAAGGUGAAACAUGACAAACUCUCUGGUGCUGCGAGCAUCCGAUCGUCACGACGAGACUCGAUAUGGGGAACGCCUGCUCCCUCUUCGUUUGACCACUCUCGCCCGUCGUCCCCAAGCACACGUUCCUUUGCGGAUGGGCUUCCACCUAUGGAUGACUAUAGUGCGGCUCUCAUGAAUGAAGAUGCUGUCGUCAUGUCGGGUUUACAGGUCGCUAUGUCUCGCGAGAUCGGCGGUUGGCCGCUCUACACCAUCGUGCUUGGUCUUGGCCAGAUGCUCAGCGCCACAGGCUUCCAGAUCUCGCUGCUCUCGGGAUCAAGCACUCAGUCAAGCCUAGACCUGUAUGUCAUUGGCGGUGUCUUCCUGGCUGCGACGGCUGUGUGGUACCCGCUAUUCCGCCUUAAGCCCUCAGUCUACGUUCUGUCAAUGCCGUGGAUCUUUUUUGGCAUAGCGUUCUUCCUCGUCGGCUUGCCCUCUGUUGCCGCCCCUCUCCAUUGGCUACACUACGAUCUAGCCAGUGCGGCUACAUGGUCAUACGCGGUUGCUUCAGCGGCAGGAUUCCUUUACUUCGGGCUGAACUUCGGAGAAGAAGCGGGUGCUGCGACAGAGACGUGGACGAUGCGGGCCUGUCUCGUGCAAGGUUCUCAGCAAGUCUGGGUGGCCGCCCUCUGGUACUGGGGCUAUCAGCUUGACGGCGUCUCUUCCGGUUACCUGAUGCCUUGGUGGGUCGCGCUGAUCGUCUGGCCUCUGGCCGUCAUAAGCUGGCUCUUCGCCUACUUGUUACUGUACGGAUUGCCAGACUACUACCGUCAAGCACCGCCCAAGGUCCCUCACUUCUUGAAGACUCUGUUUAGGCGUAAGAUUGUGCUAUGGUUCCUCGCAUCCGAGAUCCUACGCGAUUUCUGGCUUAGUGCACCGUACGGACGGAACUGGACUUUCCUGUGGAAUCAGAAUAUUCCGAAGUGGCACAUCCUUCUGCUCGUCAUUGGGUUCUUCGUCGGUGUCUGGGUCAUUCUCAUGGUAGGCCUCACGCAACUCAGCAAGACUCAUACGUGGCUACUUCCCAUCUUCGCUGUUGGACUGGGCGCCCCACGUUGGUGCCAGAUGCUUUGGGGAACGUCUGCGCUCGGUCUCUAUGUGCCGUGGGCUGGUCAUGCCGGUCCCUAUGCUGCCAUCGCCCUUUGGUUGUGGCUGGGUGUACUAGAUGCAAUCCAGGGAGUCGGUUUGGGAAUGAUCUUACUCCAGACUCUAUCACGUUUGCACGUGUGCGCAACGCUCGCAGCAGCCCAAGUCAUCGGAGCUUCUGUCACUAUGAUCGCUCGCGCAUUGUCGCCAGAUGGCACAGGUCCAGGACAUGUAUUCCCAGAUUUCGCAUUAUGGAGCUUCUCUCAGGGUCUGAAAGGUAUGUGUACCGACUUCUUCGCUGAGUGA
Messenger RNA from Fomitopsis serialis, 6444 nucleotides. RefSeq names its product modular protein with glycoside hydrolase family 13 and glycosyltransferase family 5 domains. Lineage: Eukaryota; Fungi; Basidiomycota; Agaricomycetes; Polyporales; Fomitopsidaceae. Gene Ontology annotation, molecular function: alpha-1,3-glucan synthase activity. Gene Ontology annotation, cellular component: fungal-type cell wall. Gene Ontology annotation, biological process: fungal-type cell wall (1->3)-alpha-glucan biosynthetic process. The record is from RefSeq and is a predicted model, not a curated record. The transcript has 21 exons. The coding region runs from base 1 to 6444 and encodes 2147 amino acids.